Molecule: messenger RNA, 1524 nt
Organism: Penicillium lagena
Lineage: Eukaryota; Fungi; Ascomycota; Eurotiomycetes; Eurotiales; Aspergillaceae
Exons: 5
Coding region: 1-1524 (507 amino acids)
Biological process (GO): transmembrane transport
Cellular component (GO): membrane
Molecular function (GO): transmembrane transporter activity
Source: RefSeq, a predicted model, not a curated record
AUGGAGGAAGAGAAACCGAUCCAUCUUGAAGUGGCUUGCCCCGAAGCCGGUGACAAGUCCAAAGUCCCAAUGAAGUCAGAAGAAGAACCUAAUCGCAAUGAUGAAUUGGAUAAUUAUGUCAGAAAUAAAGCUGAAAGACACCUUGUGUGGAAACAAGACCUCUUCAUCCUCCCACUGCUGGCAAUAAGUACCUUCUUUGGAUAUCUAGACCGCGGUCAGAUCGGCAACGCUCGCGUGAUGGGGAUGCAGAAAGAACUUGGUCUUACUAACCAGCAGUGGUACAACUGUAUUGUCAUGUUCUUCAUAGGAUACGGGGCUAUUGAGCUCCCUGCAGGACUGCUCCUCCGCUACUGGAGUCCUAAGUACUUGUUCGCCGGUGGUCUAGUCACUUUCGGUCUCGGCGCAACAUGUAUCGCGGUGGCUAGGAGUUAUGCUGCUGUCAUGAGCCUUCGCGUCAUCAUUGGUCUAGGGGAAGUCUUCGUGACCAAUUCAUAUAUCUACCUCAGUCUAUGGUACAAACCUACGGAGUUGUCGAUGCGAGUGGCUCUCAUGUACUGCAUGACACCCAUCGCCGGCGCUUUCAGUGGUCUUAUUGCCUACGGCACUGCCAAGAACCUUGAAGGAGCCCACGGAAAAGCCUCAUGGCAAUGGUUGUUCAUUAUUGAAGGUGCAGCAACUUUGGGCUUCAGCUUGGUGGUUUCGAUGCUGCUUCCUGGAUUGCCAGAGGUCGUGGCUAAGAAAGGAAGUCUGCUUUUCCGUCAUCCGGAUGAACGCCAAAUCAUACACCGAAGACUGGCUGAAAGUCAAAACAUGCAGAAUGCACGAAUCCGUCCCCAUCAGAUCACUAUGGCCUUUCGCGAUCCAAAGCUUUAUCUCGGAGCGGCCAUUAUUGGAGCACAAGGAAUAGGAAUCGGCGCUUUCGCUAUUAUACUGCCCACUCUAAUCAAUGAAUUCGGCUUCUCGGCUCUAGAAACCCAACUCUACUCGAUGAUUCCAUAUGCGUUCGGGUUUUUCAGUAUGAUUACGGUCCCAUACAUAGCGGAUCGGAUGCACCGCAAAGGCAUUACGACAGCCUGCUGUCUGUGUAUCACCUGCCUCGGUUUUAUAUUACUUCUGUCUACUACGAACAAACCAGCCCUACUCGCAGGAACUUGCUUCGUGGUCACUGGCGCGUAUCCCGGUUUAGCUGUCAGUGCUGCCUGGUUUCUAACCUUCCACGGUGGCUACACCAAGCGCGCAACUGCCGUUUGGAUCAGCCAGGUCUUUGUACAGGCCUACAGCAUCAUUUCAACGCAGGUCUACCGGACCCCCCCGCGUUUUUUCUUAGGUCAUGCGGUAGCACUUGGGUUGUAUGGCCUUGCCAUUGCAUGCACACUGAUUCUCCUCAGCAUGCUCACGCGAGCAAACAAGGCUAAGGAUUUCAUCCAAAACGAAUACGAGAGAAGAGGCGAGACGAACCCUCAGAAUGAGAUUGAUUUUGAGGAAUUAGGCGACUUCCAUCCCUCCUAUAGAUAUGCUCUAUGA